CUAGGAACUCUUAUUUUGACAUGACAGAGAAGAGCUAAGCAAGAUGCACCGACUAGUGUUGGACGCACUGGCCCCGAGUCGUACCCCAACGUGGAUCGCUGGAGACAUAUAUACCGCCGCGCUGUACUCGCCUACGGAGAGAGACAAAUGGGCGGCCCACGAGCUAAACGACAGCGUGGCAUCGGCGUCCUUCAGCUACUGCAGCCCACUGCGGCACACGACCACGCCGCGGCCGCGCGAGCGCUGCUCCACGCCCAACCACCGCCUGCAGCUCGCACCAGAAGCGUAUCAGGACCGCUCCGUGCCGCUACAGGUUAGUGUGGACUACCUCCUACUGCAGCCCACUGCGGCACACGACCACGCCGCGGCCGCGCGAGCGCUGCUCCACGCCCAACCACCGCCUGCAGCUCGCACCAGAAGCGUAUCAGGACCGCUCCGUGCCGCUACAGGUUAA
This is a messenger RNA of Cydia splendana, 454 nucleotides long. RefSeq lists its product as uncharacterized. The transcript has 2 exons. The coding region runs from base 44 to 454 and encodes 136 amino acids. The record is from RefSeq and is a predicted model, not a curated record. NCBI's taxonomy places the organism in Eukaryota, Metazoa, Arthropoda, Insecta, Lepidoptera, Tortricidae.